This is a messenger RNA of Bemisia tabaci, 5349 nucleotides long. It is a transcript of the gene Pgant7, whose product is annotated as N-acetylgalactosaminyltransferase 7. Gene Ontology annotation, cellular component: Golgi apparatus. Gene Ontology annotation, biological process: protein O-linked glycosylation. Lineage: Eukaryota; Metazoa; Arthropoda; Insecta; Hemiptera; Aleyrodidae. Gene Ontology annotation, molecular function: polypeptide N-acetylgalactosaminyltransferase activity. The record is from RefSeq and is a predicted model, not a curated record.
ACUGUACAGUGUACAUUCGCUAGCAACGUCAACAUCAUUAUCAGAAUACUAAUAAUUUCUUUUUUUUUUCCCACUGUAUAGCGGCACAUACCGUCUACUUAAAAAUUGAUAGAAGCAAUCCGUUUUGUUUGUAAUGUAACGUUAAAUUAAAAAAGCCGGUUUGACCGUAACAGCUACCUCCAGUGUUUGUUGACUCAAUGUUUUUCUUGAAUGCCAUCCCAAUUGUUCGCCACACAGCCCAACGCAGGAUGAGCCGGAUGUCUAGGUAGAGGAUAAGACCCAGAAGAUCCGUUGAAACCUCAAUGUCAAAUCAAACUGCUCUCCUCAAAAUGCGACUGCCUCAGUUAAGAAGAUAUCGUUGCUACAAAAUUUCUGCUGUUGCUGCGGUUGCCCUGUUCACUUUUUGUAGUUUGUACUUCAGAACACGUGGUAGAUACUAUGACUUGCUAGAUUCUAGCUCUAGUGCCAAUCACAUGUACCCUAAACCAUUCCUAGACAAGAGCAAACUUGGCAAUUUUGAACCUGCAACAAUUGUAUUAAAGACCGGCCCAGGCGAAGGAGGGUUAGCUUACAAAAUAACAGACCGAGAAAAUGAUGUUGCUCAAUCAAUAUCAGACUACGGGAUGAACAUGGUUGUUUCGGAUACCAUCUCAUUGAAUCGUACCCUUCCAGAUCUCAGAAUGCCUGAGUGUAAACAUUGGAAUUACCCAACGAAGUUGCCAAAAACUAGUGUCAUCAUUGUCUUCCACAAUGAAGGAUGGUCGUCGCUCAUGAGAACGGUUCAUAGUGUCAUCAAUCGUACCCCACCAGAGUUUUUGGAGGAGGUAUUGUUAGUGGAUGAUUUCAGCGAUAAAGAAAACUUGAAAGAGAAACUUGAAAACUACAUCCUGAAGUUCAACGGCAAAGUAAGAUUGGUUCGGAACAGAGAAAGAGAAGGUUUAAUCCGUACUCGUUCGAAUGGAGCCAAAGAAGCGCGAGGUGAAGUAAUUUUAUUCCUGGAUGCUCAUUGUGAAGUUGGUUACAAUUGGCUACCACCUCUUGUAACACCCAUCGCCAUUGACAGAACUCGAAUGACUGUUCCAAUCAUCGAUGGAAUAGACCACAAAACAUGGGAAUUGCGUGCUGUGUAUGAAGCAGGUCAUCAUUACAGAGGUAUUUUCGAAUGGGGCAUGUUAUACAAAGAGAAUGAACUGCCGAGAAAGGAGGCAGCCAAAAGAGAUUACGAUAGUGAGCCUUACAUAUCGCCAACCCAUGCUGGAGGCUUGUUUGCCAUCAACAGAGAAUACUUCUUGGAACUUGGUGGUUACGAUCCUGGACUGCUAGUGUGGGGUGGUGAAAACUUCGAACUUUCUUUCAAGAUCUGGCAGUGUGGAGGAAGCAUAGUUUGGGUACCUUGCUCGAGAGUUGGGCAUGUUUAUCGAGGUUUCAUGCCGUACAAUUUUGGAGCCUUGGGCGCCAAGCAUAAAGGACCUCUCAUCACAAUUAAUUACAAGCGUGUGAUUGAGACAUGGUUCGAUGAAAAGCACAAAGAAUUCUUUUACACACGAGAGCCGCUGGCUACAUUUUUGGAUAUGGGUGAUAUAAGUGAGCAGCUGAAUUUAAAAAAGAAGCUAAAAUGUAAAAGUUUCCAAUGGUUCAUGGACAAUAUCGCCUAUGAUGUCCUGGACAAGUAUCCAGAACUACCCCAAAAUUUGUAUUGGGGAGAGCUUCGCAAUCAGGCCACUGAUACUUGCAUGGAUACACAUGGACACGCAGCGCCAUCAAUUCUUGGAAUGUCUUAUUGCCAUGGUUACGGUAAUAAUCAGUUAUUCCGUCUGAAUGCCAAGGGACAGUUGGGUAUUGGAGAACGGUGCGUGAAUUCAGACAAUCAAGGAAUAAAACUUGUUUUCUGUCGCUUGGGAACCGUUGAUGGUCCAUGGGAAUAUGAUACUGACACCCGUCAGCUAAUAUACCGAGACGUCAAUAAGUGUCUAACCGUUCAUCCGGUCAGUAAGAAGCUGAUCCUUCUACGAUGUGAUAUCCAGCAGAACUUCCAGAAAUGGGUUUUCAAGGAAAUUAAACCCAACUGGUGAAAAAAAAUGUGAUAUUAGUUUAAGUUUUUCAGGGGCCUUAAAUCAAAAAGGAUUCUACUUAUCAGCUGGACAAUAUGUUUAAAGAGAGUCUUCUGAAAUGAUACACGGCGUGAAGUCAGCCGAAGAUUUUCUCUUCUCAACCCUAUCUACUUAAGCCUUUAAGUCUGAUGAUUCAAUUUUUAAGGAAGAAUUUUGUUGAUAUUUCUUCUCAAAGGAUUUUUCUUAAGGGCAAUCGUCAAUUUAUAUGUUGCCGUGCAGCUUUCCAGGCAUUUUUGACUUAUAGAAUCGAAGGUUCCUUGAAUAUUGAAGAUUAAAAUUUUUGCUUAUGAUUUAAAUUCGUUAGAUCUGAUCUGGUCAACUUAAGCGACAGGGUUGCCACAGUCAGAAAAUACCGGGAAACAUUAGGGAAUUUUAAAGUCAGGGAAAACGUGGAAAUGUCAGGAAAAAUGACAAACAAGUCAGGGAAUAAAUUUUGAGUCACCUUUAUUUGCUCUCUAGAAUGGGUUUAAUGUUUCAAACAAAAUAUUGUGUGCAAAAAUUAUUUCAAAUUAUGUAUUUUUAACCAUCUAGCAUGUCUUCAAAUGUCUGGUAAUUUCACCAAAAUGUAACAGAAAAAUCAGGGAAUUCUGUGGUCUUCUGGUGGAAAUCUUAAUUCUGUGGUAACCCUGAAGUGAUGAUAGUUCCGAUGAGAAUUACUGGAAAAGUUGUUCUACAAUUUACCUUUUUCUAUUCCUUUUGUCCAUCUCAGGUAACUGAGUUUAAAUGGAUUCAGCUCUCAUUCUGGAUAUAUAAAUUGUACCUUACCCUAGCAAGUACAUGUGGAAACUAUACAAGUAAAAAUAAUUAUGUUAAAAAAACACUCAAUUGCUGAUGGUUAACAAGGUAGUGUACUGGCGGCCUCCUUGAUAGUGUGUUUCCACUAGGUGAGGAAUGUUUUAAUUUAGGCAUGGUUCCAAAAGCUCUGCUUUUAUCCUUUUCAACUGAUCUUUUGUGGUGCUACCAGUUCAUGUGACUGCCAUAGUGCAAUAGUAUAGGAUUCCAUACGGAAAUUUUCUUGACCCUGGAAAUUCUGAGCUGGGCUAUAAUCUCAGUGAAAACUUCGAUACAACUCUGGGGCUGUUGUAGAAUCUCAAAAUCUUAACUUUCGCCUCAUCGAAAGCAAUGAGUCAAGAGCAAUUUUGAGUGUACGAAAGCUCUGGACAAAGCUUCCUUCACUUUAAAAAGUGUUAUGUACCUAGCUAAAUCACAACUUUGUUUUUAGUCAGUGCAACAGCCCCAUGCUUUAUAUAUUUAUUCAACUUUAAGCAUUAUGUCAUUCUGCAAAGGUCACUCAAGUAACCUGCCAAACGAAGUAGCUUUUAUUCCAGGGAAAAUCUGCAAUAAUGAAUGUGGUAAAAUGCAUUUUAACCUCUCUUAAUUAAUUGGUUGUUUUCUUUUAGUGAACUUCAGGUCAAGUUUUUCCAAUCGAAAUUUUAGAUUUGCUUGUUUUCCCUUGAGUUUUUUUUCCUUUCCACCGAAAGUUUUGUAUAUAUUUUUAAAGCUAGCACAACAGAAGGGAAACUUUGAUGAUGCAUUUCAUCUUAAUUGUAGUAACUAAUUUAAUCGUUGUAGCCUUGAGCUACUCGAUCUCCCUUUCACAAUGGAAAGUUUACUCAAUAUAACCAAGUAAUUCAAUCUAAUCUUAAAUUUAUAAUUCUGCGGCUUUGAUCAAUAGAUGAAGUGCAAUGUCAAAAUAUCCUUGUUAUUAUUUUCUUAGUUUUAGUUGAUGCUGCUCAUUCCAGUAUAUUACAAUAUUUUUGAAGAGCGAUAUACUUAAAUUAAUAGUUUUUACUUCAACACUCUCGUUUUUGGGAAAAUUUGGAGGAGUGUGAAAAUCUCUCAUCUGUGACAUUAAUUUAUGAGCCAAUUCCCAAGUAUUGUUAAAACAUAUCUCUUGGAGAAAAGUAUAUACUUUCCUCUUCUCCUUAAGCUAAUUUGACCUUCGGCAAGUAGGAAACAAAUUUCAUUCUGGAAAUUAAUGAAAAAUGGCUCAAAUUCCAAAAUAGUAGUUCCUCUAGCUUCCUCUCUCCAUACCAGAGACUUCAGAUGUGGAGAUAUUUUUUUCUAAUCUCAUCUGUUUUUAAACUCAUCCUUUGAAGAAUUUUAUCUGCCAGUACUCAAAACAGCAAUUAAGAUGGUCUAUGUUUAGUCCUGUAGAUAGAUUGUUGGCUACCGCAGCAAUCUUCUCACAGUUUGGUGCUUUUUAAAUAGUAGUAAUAACAAUUUGUAACAAGGAGAAAUGUCCUGAAAACAUGAUAGUUGAACUUUGAAAUGCUCCUUUAUUAUUACACUCGAGUCGGUCAAUGCUUUAAAUUUUUACAAACGAGAAAUUAUAACAACAAUAUUACUCAUAAUUACCUACUUGUAAGACUGAAAUUAAGCCCUUUCCUUUUAUUGAAUAAACUAGAAAAAGUAGGCUAGUAGGCAUGUGUAAGAAGAGUCAUAUUUUUUUUUUUUUUUUUAAGUAAAAGUGGGAGCAUGUUUCAGAAAAAUUGCCAGUUUUUAAGUUACUCCUGUGUGACUCCUCUGAGCUUGUUUUCAUGCAUUGUCAAAUGAUCUACACUUCUCAUUAUAGUUCAUUUUCAGUUAGUCUAUCACUUAAUUUCAUUAAAAAGCUAUACCAGCCCCCGCUUUUAACUGAAUGAAAUUCUGAAUGUCUUCAUUCAAACUUACCACUCGUGAUCAUUUCUCUGUAAGAUUGUGAGGCUCAAUAUCACCCCAAUAAAUAAGCCUUCACUACUUAAAUCUUGCCAAUCUCCUUUUCUCUCCGGACUAGCUACUCCGAAGAAAAGGAAAAUCUUUGAAAUGUUAGAAUUACUCUCCAAACAUCACUCAUGUGUACCAACUCUUGCUAAGCUUACAGCUCUCUUUUCGAAACAAAUUAUGUUAUCAUUCCAUUUUUAAUAUUUGCUUUCAAAUCUUAAACCUCUCAGGUAAAUAAAUGUUCAACGUUGGUUUCUCAAAAGUUGGCUACCUGGUCGGCCUAUCAAAUCAAGAGUUCGUUUACUGAUUUAUUGAAAGCCUCCUUGGAGUGUAGCACUAAAAUCAACAGUAAAUCGUAAUUAUGGAGAGCUUCCCUGUACUUAGGUAUUCAUUCUUAGAAUUUCAGUGUGCCUACUUAAAUCACCAUGUUACUUGAAGCAUGAUGUUGACCUCUUUCUCUUGCAAUGUGUUUUUUAUUUGAAAUGGAUCUUAAUUUCUCCACUUUAUUUUUAUUAAUAAAAUCAUGUUCAUUUUA